ACAAUGCAAAAAUAUACAAAUUGAAAAGACUAUACAAUGAAAUCAAACUCGGCGAAACUGCUAAAUGCAACAAUUUCGGGUACAGAUUACGUAAUUUGCUGUCAGGUUUUCCAUUGGUCCACUGUGUUUGAUGCUGUCCUUUGAUUGGUGGAGCAGCCUGCCAGUCUCUCCUGGUGCGUGGUGCUUCCUGUUGUGAGCUUCAGCCGGCGUGUCUCACAGCCCGUGUGGCGUCUCGACUGGCAGGGAGCAAACAGGAUGAAAAUUGAAAAAUGGAGCUUCAGCACCUGUAAAAUUUAAAAGCCACUCUCAGCUUCGAACCAUGAAACUCGCCACUGUGGCCUUUUACGGUGUCGCUCUGGGGCUGCUGGCGGUCGGCCUGCGAGAGUUGCUAACUGGCUUCGAGGAGAACAGAUGCAGUAUGACCUAUAUGUUUGAAUACCCGGAGUAUCGGCGCAUUGCUCUGCCUCGUCGUGUGGCCAGACUGUACCCAGCAUACGGACUCUACCUGUACGGAGAGGGUCUGUACGCGCAGGAGACCCGGGCUCUUAAACUCACCGGUGCCCCUGUGCUUUUCCUGCCUGGAAAUGCCGGAAGUUAUAAACAAGCUCGCUCCCUGGGCUCCGUCGCCUUGAGGAAGGCUGAAAACAUGGAAGGAGGUCUGCACUUCAACGUGUUCACCGUGGACUUCAAUGAGGAGCUGGUGGCGCUGUACGGAGGCAGUUUGCUCAGGCAGACACAUUUCCUGCACGAGAGCAUUAAAGCCAUCCUGAGGCUCUACAAGCACCUGAAGAGCCCUCCUCAGAGCGUAGUGCUAGUUGGUCACUCCAUGGGAGGAGUGGUGGCCCGAGCACUGUUCACUUUGCCUCGGUUCAACACUCAUCUGGUCAGCCUCAUCAUCACCCAGGCCUCCCCUCACCAGGCUCCAGUGCUGGCCCUCGACCCAUACCUGCUGGAUUUCUACUCUGCUGUUAGACAGAAGUGGGUGAACCAGGCGAACAAGCUCAGGAAUGUCACUGUUUUAUCAGUUGGAGGUGGUUACCGUGACUACCAGGUCCGCUCUGGCCUGACUUCUCUUCCUUGUCCCCGAGGAGACAUUAAUAAGCUGUCACUGGUGGUAACUGCAGUUCCCAGGACAUGGGUGUCCACUGAUCAUCUAUCCAUUGUUUGGUGCAAAGAGCUGGUUCUUGCUACUGUCAGGGCAUUUUUUGACCUCAUCGAUCCUGAAACCAGACAGUUCACAGAAGACCUGGAGAAGAAAAUGACUGUGCUCAACCAUCAUUUCAUCAGACACCCUGUCAGGAUGCUGGGAGAAACCCAAGAAACCUCCAUCUCAAUCCUAGAUUUUCCUGAGGCAUGGAGUGAAGUUAACACUCUACGUUUGGCUUAUAGCACUCCUAAGGAAGGACAAGUCAAGUACUUCAUGUUUGCUCUGUCGAGUCGCAGGAAAGCCUACAGUCAUUUCUACUGUCGGAGCAACAACCUGGAGAUGACUAGCUGGGUGUAUGGCUGUGUGCACAAGAACGGUUCUUCAUGUGUGCAUGCAGUGGAUCUCUCAAUGGGAACUGAGCUUCUGCCUCCAUACAAGGUCCUGAUUCUGAGUCUCAGUGACUUUUCUUCAGUUACUCAUCUGGUUGUUUCGGCCUCCAACCUCAAUGGCAGACAGUUCACAGUGGAGUGUGAGUGGCAGAGACAAGAAUCUCAGACUUUAUCUGUCCCAGUACCUCAUGUCCUUUCCUUAGGUCUGGCUGCCAGCGAGGUUACUGUCAACUCCUCUGGCCUUCUUCACAAUAUUGAGCUGCAACACUUUCACCAAGUGUACCAGGCUUUCAGAAUUAAUGUUGCUAGUCAGUGCAAAGUGAACAAAGAUAGAUUGCCAAAUGUGUACAGGAUAAAAGUGGCGUGGUUUCGAGAGGACUCUUUAACUACAGUUAGUGUGCCGUCAGUGACAGAAAUCUCAGGGAUGCUACAUACAAGUCGUCCAGACAAUACCUCAGGUGUCCUCCUGCAGCUCCACACUGCUCCCAACUGCCAGUAUAAGGUGUCAAUAAGAACUUCAUUACCUAAGGUUCUGGGACAGGUACUGAGGUUCUGUGGUCCCAUGGUGCCGGUCUACACCGCUGUAACCCUCCUCCUGGCCUGUGUGGGGCAGCUGUCCUCAAUCAGGAAAUUGAGGCGAGCUGCAGCCAUGAGCCUGGUAGUGGCCAAAGGCUUACAGCCUCACAAAGUCAACGUAUCUGUUUACAUUCUGCACAUCUUACUCAGCUGUAGCUGUUUUCUUGAGGUGCGGUCCUUUCUUUUCCUCCCACCGAUGGAUACACUCCCGCCAACGUUUCCUGAUGGGACAUUUCAUGAAGGAGUCCCACCAGUUGAAGAAUGGCCCCACCUUCUUUCCCCUCUGCUCUACAUCUUGGGGGCAGCUGUGGCAUACUGGGGCAGCACACUACUCCGUCUCAUCAUACGACUGAUCUCAUUACUAUUAGCUCCGCUGCACAGACCGUCUGUGUCUAGAGACUGUGGCACCUUGCGACUGCGAACCCAGAUCCUCAUCACUGUGGGUCUGACGGUCACCGGUGGAACGUUCUGUGGGGCGCUCUCAAUCUUUGUCUCCUUUCUGUUCCACCUUUAUAGGGUACUAAGGCUGCAGAUGACACAAAGGUCUUUGAGUCACAUGCUGAAUCUGGCACCCCGGAAGCACAAAGAAGUUGAGAACGGCGCGAUUGAUGCUGACUCCUUGAGAAAGACUAAAGAAUGUAGCAGCACCCCCCUGCUGUCUGAGUGCGCUCUGCAGGAGGUGAGGGAUGACCUGCAGCUCCACCUCUGCAUAUCAGCGCUCUUCACGCUACCUGUCAUGCUCAGCGCACCCUCGCUUAUCCACUGGAUCCGCAACCUGAGGUACUCCACCCAGUUGGAUCCUGAUCCAUGUUGGCCACACAUUGUGCCUCUAAUUAUUGUCUACAUGCUGCUCAUUAACUGCAACACUUUAAAACUCAGCAACAGUAAACUCCUGCCUCUGGCCUCCUGCCUCCCUCUCCCUUUGGCCAUCACCAUGGUGACCUUCUCUCCACUUCACCUCUACAGAGUCGUCUACUUCUUGUUGGCAGCACUCGUCCCUCUGGCCUUGUGUUGUCUCCUCUGACGGUAUCUGGCUGGUUUCAGUCUCCAUCUCUACCAUAACAUGCCUCUCUCUAAUUUACAGCAUGACUCAGUGAAGCUGGUUGAGACAGAUUUGUACAGAGAAGACUUUCUGUAUCAAGCUGCCAUGGAGCAGAGCCAUAGACAUACAUAGCCUGGGGAACUGCCUGCUCUACGUUAGCACUAAAAGCUCCAUGGCAAUUACACUAGGUUUUAAAAUAAGACGAUGUAAUGGCCUUGGAACAUUUGGUGCGAAUGUGGCACUGUUGGAUUGACCUGAAACCAUGUUUGCCUUACUCUGUAUAUCUAUAGCUCUGCCUUCAGGGAGCAAGAACUCCACAACCAGUGAAGCUACUGAUGCUAGAGAUUUUCAACAGGGUGUUACUGUUUCUAGUGUCAACAGUGGCAUUGUUCACUGUGGUCAUAAUGCUGUCAAAUCCUACACUGCCUACUGCUUAGCAAUGACUUACAGCUGUACGUGUCUGAUGUAGCACCGCCACCAAACCAGUGGCAGUGUCAUACAUUCAUUCCAUCAGAAAAAUCCAAAGCAAUCAUGUUUACAUUCUCCCAAUUUUUUUUACAUGCAGCUGCUGCAUAAUGAUAGCCUAGCCGCGCUAGACAACCCACGGCAACGAAUUUAAUUCUCUGCCAGGGUGGGUCUAGUUACCCUCCAUAAGGCUCGAGGCUGGAUUCUCCUAAAACUGGCCGGACCAAUCACCAUGAAGUGUAGAGUCAGAAGGCGGCCGUAACUAAGUGACGACAGAGGCGUGACGAUUCUGACAGAAACAACCGGAAACAACUAGCCUAGCCGCGCUAGACAACCCACGGCAACGAAUUUAAUUCUCUGCCAGGGUCGACAACAAAAACGACAACAGUCGUUGAGCUCCAUUAGCACCGACUCUGAAUAAUCUUUCUGUUAACAUGUCUGUAUUCGUUGCGCUGAUUGGUUGUAUACCUAUCCAGUUGCUGCAGAGUGAUUUGAUAGACAACCUUUUAGCCCGCCUCCCUCCCUGUCGAGCGUGCCUAGACCCUUGCGUCUUCAGAGCAUGGGUCUAGCGCGGCUAGGCUAGCAUAAUGAAGGAUUGCAGUGGAGAAUGUCUAAGUGUAUGUGCAGAUUCUAAAAUGGCUCACAGAAGACAGAUGUUACGGUUUGUUCCAUGAUCUCUACGCUACAGCGGUGUAGCUAAAGAGCUUCAGAAGCAUAGUCAAACUGACAGCAGUAUUUAUUUUUCAAUGGUACAAAUGUAUAUGUCCUGUACCAGAUACUCACAAUGUGAGGUCAUUCAUGCAUUCACUUACUGUUGGCAGCUGUGACUGUUAAUUGCCUUGGGGCUUAUUUAAAAGAAGCAUCUUAUAGUCUUGUGGGCAGAAAUAAUAGCCACACAUUUCCCUGUCCUGAAGAAAUACGCCAAAAGCUCAAAAGUGGAAAAGCAGUUGAGAAUUUCAGCACUAGUCCAACUCAGACUUCCAUGUUUGCCUGUUCUCCUUCACACUGCUCAUUCCAACAUUACAGCCAUGCCUUACUCUGUGAUCUGGUAUACACAGUUUUCAAAAAUAUAAAAAACAUCUGAAAUAUUAUUCUUGCCCAUCAAUUAAAAUUUGCCAAUGAAACUCAAAACUGGCUGGUCAGAUCUUUCCAAAAAAAAAAAAAAAAAAGCUUCCCAGUGGGCCAAUGGGUAGUAUUUUACUUUGUUCAUUGUAGGCAUUUAAUUUGAAAUACCAGUGCAAUUUUACUAUAAUUGUCUGUAGAUUGUAAUAAAAACAGCAGGGAGGUCUCAUAAGUGAGUGAACAGCAUAUCUGUAUGCAUACGUACAUACACGACUGUACAGAAGUAGAGGGUCACUUAAAAAUGUCCUUAUUUUUGAAAGAAAAGCAUUUUUUUCAAUAAAAAUAACAUUAAAUCAAUCAGAAAUACAGUCUAGGCAUUGUUAACGUGGUAAAUGACUAUUCUACCUGAAAAUGACUCAUUUUUAAUGAAAUAUCUACAUAGGGAUACAGAGGAGCAUUUCCAGCAACCAUCACUCCUGUGUUCUAAUGCUACAUUGUGUUAGCAAAUUAGCCCACCUGCAAUUUUUUUUAUUUGAAUUUUUUUUCAUAAUAAAAUGCACACAACUUAUUGCUAUCAAAAUCAGCAUUAUACCAGAGGUGUUAUAAGAGACACAACUCUUAAAUAAUUCUAAACAGGAAUGUAUGAGAAGCUUCUGAAAUAAUUUCUACAUUGAAGUAGUUUUUCUGCUGAUCUGUGUUACAAAAUCUGAAUUGUGAUGGGCUUGAGUUAGUUUAAAAACAAUGCUGCAUGAAAAGUUAAAAAAUUGAAGUGAGUACUUAGUUUUGAUCCAGGAACCUCCAUGUUUCCAGCACACUGCAGUGUGUCUUUAUGUGUCAGAAUAGCUGCAGUGCAGAAGGUUAAAUGCAGUUACACAAAAAGAUUAUGGGCUGAUUGUGGAAAAAAUAAAAUAAGCUGAUAAAAGUAAAAAUUCUAAACAGGCAAAUUAGCUUCAAGGGGCGUAACAAAUCUUUCAUUUUCAUUGGAUUUUUCAUUAUGGACUUAGGAUCGCGUCGUUCACCAUACAGUCUGUGGGCGUACUGGAAAUGAAUGCAGAAGUCUUGCGUCGUUCUAUUUUGAAGUUUUGAACUACUUACUUUCUCUGAGUCUCAGAUUUAUGUUCAGGGGUAAUGGGAUGUCUGUGUAGUAUUGCAGCUGAUGCACAUAUGAAAUAUGAUUUGAGAUUCAAAUAAGAAUUUCAAGCCUUUUUGUUUGUUUAUAUAGAAAUAAUGAAAUUUGCUUUUCGCUGUUGCAGUGUUUGGGUAGGUGAGGGAUUUGGCUAAUAUAUUUUAACUGUAUAUUUAGCUUUGGUUUAUUUGUUGAAUUUGUAGCUGAAUACCUUUAUAUCGGAAAUUGAUGAAACUAUUGCAAACUAAAGUCAACCACACAUGGACUAGCGUAUCAGCAACAAAAAAAAUCUUGUGAUGAUUUGAAUGUUAUUGGUCCAUAUAAAAGUACACGUGUAUUUCUUGUGGAUCAGAUUCUAACAUUUGAAGAGCCAUUUAAAUGACAAGACCAGACUUAUUCUUCAAUUGAAGGUGUUAUUUGAUCUUAUGGGGAUCUUUAAAUGGAUAAAACCAGGAAGGGGGAAAUUCUUCUGUCACAAUUGCUGUCAAACCGUUUUCAUGAUUGUCGUAAACAAUGUGUGAUGGUGUGUGUUUCGGUAUGGUGUGUUGUUAUGGCAUUCAUGUAGGCCUCACAUUUUGUUGCAUUUGGAGUUCAGUUUUUGUUGCCAAUUACUUUAUUUAAAUCAGUUGCACUCAGAAUGACACUCCUUAGCUAUAAAUCAGUUUAGUAAUAUUUUAGUCUUUGAAGGAUGAUUUCAGACACAUAUUUCUGAAAAAAACAACAACAUUGGGAUGAUAUCAAAACAAAAGGGUUUGUCGCUCAUCAAGUGCAGCUUAUUUUUUAUUAAUUUUACGCCUUUUUAUGUUGAAAUCUGUGUCUUACACUUUUGUUUUUUCCCUGUGACCUCCUGUUGUUGCUCUCGCUCCCUUCCCUUCCUGUCAGCGAAGCAGCUGCUGUGCCUUUCUGCUUUCUCGUGCAUGCAGCAGUGCACAUCAUUCAGACCUGCCACCCAGUUUAAACCCAUUCAGUGCUCAGCAGCAGUGUGCUGGCUGAGCGACAACGGCCUACAGUGAAUGUAUGUGUACUUCACGACUCGGCACAUUAAGAAGUCUUCAACUUUUGUGUGACUUUCUAAGAACUAGAUGCUAAAGAUAAGUUCAUUAGGGACCAAUCAAGCUUGCCCCCUCAGGCAAGCACACAGUCAUAAGUGAACAUGCUCUGCAAAGACGCCGCUGUUGUUCCCAAUGUGAAUGUACUUGCACUGAAUGUCUCUACGUGUGUUUGAAUUUGUGCAAUUACUAGUAGUGGAAGUGAUCAGCUUUUCUGUGCACUUGUCCGUUUGGUGCAGUUUUAGUGCUUUGAGACGCACAUUGUCUGCCUCGUUGUGAAUUAGUGGCAAACACUACUUUGUAGAACAAAUUAGUAGAGAUGAGUUAUGUUUUAUAUAAAUAUACUUGUAAUUUGUAUCGGUGUUCACUGUGAUUAUGUACUUCCAAAUGUUCAGAUUUACACUCGAGGGUUUUCUUUCCAAACUGAAAAAUCCACACUUAGAAAAAGAAGUCACAAUAUUUCAUUUCCAAUUGGUUGUUUUGGAAUAUUUGGCAGUUCAAAUGUGUUCUGUGCCAUAUCUGAGGGUUAGGUUCAUAACUUUAAGUCAGGGAAUCAAAUUUAACGAAAGUAAAAUCUUAAAUACUGCAGUUUAAAAAUCAGUUACUGUUACUCUGUUGAUGUCCGUGAACAGUGUCUAACAUCUGUUAAUUUGUGUAACAUUUGGCAAUUUAGAUCCAAUUCAGAUCAAGGGGUGUUCACAGGGAUGAAGCCAGUCACCACAUUAUUUGUCCAAAUUACCUCUUAAAAUGCCUUCAUUUAAACUCAUUUGUCUUCAGUCUAAAUUGCAUAUUUCAGCAUCCCAGAAUUCCAGAAAGCUUUAUCAUGGUGUCUGUACUUUGACACUUACGGAUGAGUGACAGUUUUUUUAAGAUAUUGAAUGCCAGUCAGCAAAUGGACUUUUGCACCGAAAUCUCUCUCUCUUUUUUUUUAAGGAACUCAUUUUUCUUUCACAGAAACUAGUUUGCAUUUCAAUCAAAGCACACUAAGAAAAAGGUAUCCUCUCCUCCCCCUGACUGGAUAGAUCCCUGUAAGCAUCCACUUGAAACUUUCUGUGCAGCUGCCAAAAGCUUACGCUGCUUUUACCAAAAAAACACAGAGGGUCAUACUUCAAGAUUUUGCACUGCCAAGCAAAGUUCGCUUUUAGAAUCAGGCGCUCUCACCAGUGCAGACUUUUUUUGUUCUACCACUUCUUACUGAGAAGUUACUGUUAAAUGGCGACCGACGUGAAACUCAACAAAACUAUAAAAUUCAGUAACAAAACUGAUUAUUGCAGAAAAGUUAUUUGUGUUCAUUUUAAUUGAGAGACACCUGGUUGUUUGUAUUUAGUCUCAUUUUCUGUACCAAGUAAUGAAGAAGUCACAUUCAACAGUGGUCAUCUGGUAACAUGGAAGUAAAUUAGAAUAAAUGUUAGAACUGUCUAGAAGUGCUUUAAAGUCUGGUAGUUUCCCUUCUCUUGCUUCUGCCUAGAGGGAUUUUGAAACCUGCAACCUCCUGCUAGCUGCUCCUUUUCGUGCAGAACUAGUUAGUCCUCUAACCCUUGCUGAUAUCCCAGGCAGGUAGAUGAGAGACAUGACAAUAUUUACAUCGAGUUUAUUUCAUUCAUAUUUUCGGGCGAGGCUCUAGUGUGGAAGAGUAUUUAAUCCUCAGGUUUCUGCAUUGUCAAAAUUGGUUGCUUUGAUGUUUUUAUAUUUAUCACAUUUUUAUCUGAUGUCAUUGUAAAUGGGCAAUUUUUUGGCACCAUUGCUGUUUCAAUAAAACUAUGAAAAUAA
Messenger RNA from Acanthochromis polyacanthus (spiny chromis), 8626 nucleotides. It is a transcript of the gene pgap1, whose product is annotated as post-GPI attachment to proteins inositol deacylase 1. Gene Ontology annotation, molecular function: phosphatidylinositol deacylase activity. NCBI's taxonomy places the organism in Eukaryota, Metazoa, Chordata, Actinopteri, Pomacentridae. Bases 320 to 3136 code for a protein of 938 amino acids. Gene Ontology annotation, cellular component: endoplasmic reticulum. Gene Ontology annotation, biological process: endoplasmic reticulum to Golgi vesicle-mediated transport; GPI anchor metabolic process. The record is from RefSeq and is a predicted model, not a curated record. The transcript has 26 exons.